This is a messenger RNA of Arctia plantaginis, 3363 nucleotides long. NCBI's taxonomy places the organism in Eukaryota, Metazoa, Arthropoda, Insecta, Lepidoptera, Erebidae. The record is from the annotation of a GenBank genome assembly.
AUGCUACCACCGUUUCCUAUGUCGCUUUUAUAUGUACUUCCAAAUAUGGCAAGUAAAAUUCAAAGUGGAGUUGGAAAAAAGACGAUCGCGAGGUAUCAUUUGCGCUCGCGCAAGGUGCGAUAUAAGCGCGUGGAGGGAGCCGCGCCGCUGCAGUGCCGCUCCCACUGGCUCCGACACAACAUGGGGAGAAAGGUAUUAUUAAUAGUUUCGUGCUGGCUGACGUUAAGUCAGUCAUUUGGUGAUAAAAGAAGCUACAGUUUAUAUGUUGGAGAUAAUGAAAGUGCAGAAAGUGCUCCGCGUCUCUACCGCAACGUUCCGCUAGGAGUGUACGCUAGUGCUGCCCCUUAUCCCGCUCACACGUUUCAUCUGCCGAACUUUAUCGCGGCGCCUAAGGCCGCGGCCUCGCAUGUUAUGCCAGUGAAUGAACAUUAUGUGAACCACUUGACAGAUUCCUAUGGAAACCAAUUUGUUGGGACACCGCUGUCAUCGACAUAUAAAUUGGCAUUACCGCAACAGUUUGUACAACUUCAAUCAAAGUUACCAGAGCAUUUAGCUCAACCGUUAGUCGCCGGUUCAGCUAACUUCCAAUUCAAGCAGUCAAAUGGUCAGUUUUUUGGUGCCCCUUACCGAGUCCCCGUACAACAAGGACAUGCUCCCACACCGCUACACCACUUUCCAACUUUCGGACAACUUUAUGGGAACAACAUAAAACAUUUGGCGCCUAAUACGGUCAUUCACAGUCAAGCGCAAGGAAUCCAGAAUACCCAUCAACAACCAACUAACAAUAAAGUGGUGUACACAGAUACACAAUCCCACGAACGCUAUAACCAUUAUAAAGAGGAACCGAAGGUUUUGCAACAAAAGGAGCCCCAGAUAAUCGUUGGUAAACCAAAAGUGCAAGGAAUUCAGGAAGUAUCUAAUGAACCUUAUGGUAAUGUUAUAUACGAAAAAACCCAAGCUGGUUCCUAUUCAACUCACAAAAAUCCGAAAAAGGAAGCUCAUGCAAAAAAUGCAGAUGCAAAAUACCAAAGAUUAAAAGAAUCAUCAAGCUCCGAUCAUCAAGCACCUAAUCAUAGCCACGAGCAAGUAAAUUCUGAAUUUAUUCAAGGGCUACCACAUUAUGAAACUAAGUAUCAAAUUAUACAGGAUCAACCUCAUUCGUCCCAGUUUCAAAGAAUAAAAGAACACCAGCCGCUACAUGGAGAAGUAAAAUUCCAAAGAAUACAAGAUGCCUCCUCGAAUGCUCAUAAUCAACAUAAUGACCGUGUUCAAAAUAAACCAGAGGCUCAAAGUAACAAAGCCAAACUGCAAGCAGCACCUGCUAAACAAGUUAUUACGUAUAUCAACGACAUAAACGGUGAGAAAACUAUAGUUGAGUUGGAGACUACACCUAGUCUUCCCCUGUUAGAUUUAACCCUGCUCGAGCCUUUGACAUUCGACAAUCCCCUUGUACCUCAAGUACAGCAUUUCUUACCGCGCAUAAAUCAAGCUACAUACCAGAAAUUGCCCGAAAUCAAUAAACCCAUGGUUAAAAACUAUCAGAAAGAGUUUGUUAUACAGAAAACAUCGUCUUAUGAUAGCUCAGAAGAACAAGAAAAACCACAAAAGGACGCAUCAAGAAAAAAACAUAAGAAGCCUACGCAACCGACUAAACAUGCUAAAAAGAAUGAAGUGCCUAGAAAAACAACGGUAACUUACCAUGAACAUCUCGAGGAUGUACCAGAGGUUAUACAUGAAAUAAAUUCUCCAAACUAUAAAGAAAUAGUCAAAGAAAAAUCUGUAAGUUAUAACAUGAAGACACAUUCAGAACCGGUUCAUCACACUUAUGGAUCUAAAAUUGAAAAUGAGCCUGUAACUUAUAGCUAUUCACGUACAUCAAAAGAGCCGGUACAGAGUGUCCAAUAUAGUGGUAAUGGGCCUUCACAUCUUGCUUAUGAUUUUAAGUCUAAAGAACACGCGCAUGAAGAGACACCAGCCACCACACCACCACAUCGCACCACAGCACACGACAGUAAGGCUAGAGACGACGAAGAUUCACACGAAUCUGCUGAAGAUACUCCCUCUAAUAAUAAACAUCACGGCUACACAAAGCAGUAUGAGAAACAUUCAGAAUCGUCUGAAGAGCACCAUGAACCUGUUCACAAUGAAAAGGAAAACUAUCAUAAACAAAAUGAACAACAACAUGACCCUCCCUCAAAACAUAGCAGCGAACCAUUUCAAAUAAUUUCUGAAGACAUUAAUUUUCAGCCAAUUUUAAGAGAAUAUGAAGAAAACAUUCGUUCGUUGGCACCUAGUGCUUCAAUUAAAGUAGACCCUCAUCAACAUGUGCAACCUAAGUCUACACCUCAACCGGUUGAAAAUCACUACGAAGAACCGUUACGUCAUCACCAUCCCCACUCAUCGCCAUCUCCGCCAGAACAUGCUCAUUCUUCCCAUAACUAUCAGGAAACCCAGCAUCACGCUCCUCCUUCAGACUACUACGAGUAUAAUGGACCUACAUCGCACAUUCACGAAAAGUCCAAGCGUGUGAUAAUUCAAGAAAAAGCCCCCAAUGAAAUGCAUAUGUUGAGAGAACAAAUGCGGCAGGAAGUCGUCGAUCGAGAAGAAAAUUCCGAAGAUAAUUUUGAAAAGGCAUACGAAGAGGCUGCCCUUGGAUUCCCUGCUUAUAAUAAAAAAACUUCAGAUUCUGAAAAAGAUAUAUUUGACCCAGAGAGUUACGGGGUACCCCGCGACCACGUUGAAUACGACUUCGAGCAUACUCCACUCCAACAGUAUCAGGCAGAAGGUGAUGAAUUCCCGACAGAAGCCCGUGCCCUGUACAAAGACGCGAGAGACAAAAUGAAGCAGAAUUACUACACAGAUUUUUCGGUUAGUAAGCCAGAAGGUAUGUUAGAUCGUUACCAAAACAAAUUGAACUAUUAUAAGUUGUUCAAAGAACAAAAACCAGAUUAUGUAGUUGAUUACGAACAAGCUGACAAAAAACAAAAACACAAAUCUGCUAAAUACAUAGCUGCUCCCUCGUAUGACUUCCAGCCGUCACAGGAUAAAAGUGAGUCAUACUACGGACAACCCAAGCAAACGCAACAACUACACGAAUAUAACUACUCACAAAAAACACCUGGCGAUAAUUCAGCGUUUGCGUCACGACCUUACCAAAAUUACAAGAGCAGAACGAGCUUUGUUGAACCCCAAUUCCAAUAUGGCUUCGAACCUUUAUUAUUACCCAAGCUCCUCGACAGUGAGUUAGCCGCAAUGGCCAGCAACGACAGUCCUGAGAGUAAAGAUCCUGGCACGGUAAAGAAAAUGUAUAAAGAAAACUGGUAUAUCAAUACCAGAACAACCGCUGGAGCGCCAGCUAGCUGA